Molecule: messenger RNA, 4497 nt
Organism: Leptopilina heterotoma
Lineage: Eukaryota; Metazoa; Arthropoda; Insecta; Hymenoptera; Figitidae
Exons: 2
Coding region: 1432-4416 (994 amino acids)
Molecular function (GO): catalytic activity
Source: RefSeq, a predicted model, not a curated record
CGAGGCGUUCUAAUAGUUUAUACAGAGCACAAAUUAUUGAAAUCGGUCUAAGAUCGGAUGGUUUCUUUGGAUCAGUUAUCUUGGGAACAGAAUUCGUCGACACUAAUUUGAACAGACUCUGUGAUAAAGACAAAAGAAGGACCUCUGUCGGAUGGGAUAAGGUCUUUGGUCACUUGGUCAGAGAACAGAAGAAAAAGAAGACAAAUCCUAAGAGGAUUUUUCAAAUUUUAUGUAUUCGUCCCAACUAGUUGAAAAGAGCGUAAAAUGGUAAAUAGACAAAUCACAUAUUAGACAAAUUUGUUAAAUUAUUAUUAAAGUAACAAAAAAAAGGAUUUUUGGAUUACAUAAAAAGUGUGAGCAAUUUUUGAGACAGAGAUAUUGACAGUUAGUUAAACUGGCGUAUGCACUCUCGCACUUGCAUAAAUUACGCAGUAGUAUUCAUUAUUCCGGCGGCAAAUCGUUUGUGAAUAAUAACGGCUAUGAAUCUUUUUGGUGGACGUGACCGGUGCAUUCGACAGUCGAGCUUAUGCUUUUUCUUUUUUUUUACCAAAUGUGUCGUUUUAAGUAACUUUUAUAAGUAAUAUAUUUUCUCUUUUAUAGAGUUAGUCUCAGUUGUUUAUUCCCUUUUUUUAUUUCAUCUUUUUUUUCAUUUGGCAAUGUAAGAAGAAAAGUGUGGAAUUUUUCACAGCAGUUGUUUCUCUCGGAAAUUAUAUUUAAUUAUUUUCAAACAAAAGGUUUCUAUCGUGUAAAUUAUCAAAGUUGUUACAACGAUCUAAAGUCUCCUUAAAACAUUACAGUAAUUCAAUUUUUUUCAUUUAUUUCUUUAUUUUUUAAGAGAGAAAGGCCGUAGCAGUAUAAGCAUGUAAAAAGUGCCCCCUCCUGGAUGAAAAAUAAUUGUCGACCAAAUUCUUACAAAAAUCCCUCUGCAGGGAAUCCUUAGACAACUUUGUUAAUGUGGGGCCAACCAACAUUUCCCAUGAUACUGCUGAAGUUCAAUCUAAUGCCAAAAAGUUAGAUUUUGAUAAUCUGAAAUAGCAAAGUUAUCCUGUCCAGCAUACAACAAGUAAGCAUUCUAUUAUCAGCUCUUCCGACACGUCUGCUCAUUUUUGCUGCGAUAUCAUCUUCUGGAACGUUCACGGGAUUAAGAAUUUACCGGAUAUCAGCGAAUUCAUCAGCUCCCAAGAUAUAAUUUGCUUGUGCGAAACUUGGGCGGAAUCAGAUAAUUUACAACGUUUCAUUGGUUCUAAUUUUGGCUAUGUUGUUGCACCGGCUAAAAGAUGUCGCAGCAGGGGCAGAGCUGGAGGCGGAUUAGUAAUUGUAUUUAAUUCCGAUAUAUAUAAUGUGACUGUUCUAACUACUUCUUACAACUAUAUUUUUGCCAAGGUUGAUCAUGUUUCUGGUCUCAGCGAAUUUAUAUUGGGUGUCGUGUAUAUGGCUCCUACAGAAGAUCUUGACUCUGUUUUAGAUAGUCUUAAUUUAAAUUUUACUUAUUUAACUGAAAAUUUUAAAAAUAUACCAAUUAUAAUGGGGGGAGACUUUAAUGGCAGAAUUGCAGACUUGAAUCAACUAAGUCCAGAUAUCCUCAAUUUUGUAUCUUGUGUAUCCGCGGAAAGACUUUCUUUAGAUAAAGUAGUUAAUUCUAGGGGUAAGAUUAUUACUAGUAACUUCGAGUCCUAUGACUUUAUAUUAUUAAAUGGUCGAACACGUAGUGAUUCCCCUGCUAAUUUUACUUUUGUGUCUUCGCAGGGUGAGAGUGUUAACGAUCUGGUCUGGUGCUCAUCUGAGACCCUUCCUUUUAUCCAGGACCUACAAGUUAAACAGAUCGCUACCUCCUCUGAUCAUUUCCCGGUUUUCUUGAGUCUGAUCUCUAUUAAACAUAAGGAUGAAAUUAAUGAUUCUGUGAAAUUUCUUUUCGACUCGCAUCAUUCGGACUUUUUUUCUUCUUGUAUGUCCUGGAGGAGGGAAGUCGGGAAUAUUUUUGAUGAGAUGGAUGAAUUGAAUGAUAAUAUUAUUGGAGUGAUUAAGGAUGUAGCCACGUCUGCCGGUAUGUGUAGAUAUUCUCAUUCUGUUAAGAGUUUUUCUCGCAAACCAUGGUGGGAUAAGGAUUGUAAAGAGGUUAAAAAGAAAGUUACACAGACCCUAAAACUUUAUAAAGACAGUAGUUUCUCCCCUCUUUUUAAACCAAUAUACCUUUCAGAAAAGAAAAAUUACAAGCUAUUUAUCAAGGAAAAGGAGAGGAAUUAUUAUCUCGCUAAAAUUGAAACAGUGAACAAAUGUAAAAAUCCUUCACAAUUUUGGAAAGCCAUCGGUACCUAUCGCCGCAGAGAAUUCUCUCAAUCUUGUAUCGAUGACCAAGCCUGGUUACUUUAUCUUAAGAAAUGUCACCCGAUUUCUGCCUCCUUCCUUGGAGCUUCAUUUCUCGUUAAUACUAAUCCCUUAUUGGAUGACCCUAUUACUGAAAAUGAAUUAAUUAACUGCCUCACGAAAUGUAAAAAUGGGAAAGCCCCUGGGAUUGACGGCAUUAACUACGAUUUUUUUAAAAACUUACCUCAAAAUUGGAUAUUGUAUUUAGUUCAAUUCUUUAAUAAAAUAUUAAAUACAGAAGUAGUCCCUAAGGAGUGGGGCAGAUUAAGUACAAUAAUGUUUUUUAAAAAGGGUGAUCCUAAGGACCCUGAUAAUUAUCGCCCUAUUACUCUGAUAAAUUGUUUAGCUAAGAUUUUCACUCAAAUUUUGGGCAAUAGACUUAGAGACUGGUCUGUUGAACACGAUCUGAUUCCGGAGUCUCAGGCUGGUUUUAGAGAGGGCAGGGGCUGUAUAGAUAAUAUAUUUAGCCUAUAUGCCAUUAUAAGAAUUCACCUGAACACUCCGAAAUCGGUGGUUUACGCGGUAUUUAUCGAUUUUAAAGGGGCUUUCCCAUCAAUUUCACACAAAUUAUUAUGGAAUAAAUUGUCUGCGCUGGGACUUAGUUCAAAAUUCAUCAAUAUAAUGAUUAACUUUUAUUCUCAAGCAUACACAUGUAUUAAAACUAAACACGAUUUUACUGAUAGUGUAAAGGUAACUCAAGGUGUACUCCAAGGGGAGGUUUUAAGCCCUAUGUUAUUUCUUUUAUUUAUAAGCGAUAUGGAGAAAUUUUUUGUCAUGCACGGUUGCAAAGGUCUUUCGAUUAAUGAAUUCACAGAGAUUCUAAUACUCGGUUACGCGGAUGAUUAUGUGCUUCUGUCUGACUCUCCGGUAGAACUCGCGAAAAAGCUAAAAGUAUUAAAAACAUAUUGUGAAUCGAAUGGUCUGUGUGUUAAUACCAGCAAGACUAAAAUAGUUAUUUUUACAAAUUCGCCCAAUUCUUCCGCGCAUAAAUUCAAAGCCUUUAAAUAUGGAAACAGUAGCAUAGAAGUAACUAGUGAAUAUGUUUACUUGGGGGUUACUUUUCACAGAUCUUGCUCUUUUGCUUCAGCUGCUAAUAAAGCCACUAGCGCGGCCAAUUCCGCAGUUGGGGCCCUUCGCAAGACACUAUCAGUUGCCAAAAUCGAUUCUUGGGAGGUUUGCUCUAAGUUGUUCCGUAGUCUUGUGGUCAGUAUUUUAGCUUACGGCUGCCUGGUCUGGGGACUAAACUUUUUGGAGAUGAUUGAAAAGGUACAGCUCUCUUUUAUCAAGGGGUGGCUUUAUUUGCCUUCUUGUACGUCCAGUUUCGCAAUUAGACUAGAAACAGGAUCUAAGCAUCUGGCCUACAUUGUUUUCAAACAAGCACUUGCUUGGAUUAAUAAAAUUUUUAAUAUGAAUGAUACACGGUACCCCAAGCUGUGCUUUUUGAAAUUAAUUAAGUUGGCUAGAAAAAAUCCGAAAAACAAACUUAAUUGGUUUAACCAACUAAAGUUUUCCUUUUUUGAACCUUGUGGGUUGCUGGAGUACUGGAAUGGCAUUAAUUCAGAAACAUCUUCCUUAAAUGAGAGGGCCAUCCUCGAUAAAUUUGAGCUUUUCCUUAGAAAUAGAGACGAAGAUCGACUGAAUCACUCAAGAAGUCUGUUAAUACUCUCGAGCUUGCCCCAUAAAGCUGUCGCGCAAUCCUAUUUACUACUUCGCAUGCUUAUUUUUUAUAAAAGAAUUUUAUCACAGAUCAGACUAAUCAAUCAACAUGUAUGUAGAAUUACUUUUAACCGAAAAAUAAUUACUUUUCACUCGGACUCUUUAUGUAAAUUAUGUAGAACCGACUAUGAAUCCCUAUAUCAUUUAAUAUUUUAUUGCCCGGCAUGCAGGCAUUUAUUUGCUGGUAUUAGCUAUCAGAUCGGAAACGAUCUUUCUACAGAAGAGCAAUUUUUGAAGGUUUUGUAUUCUGAGAACAGAGGAAAGUUAAAGAUCUUAGUUAACACCCUUGUUAAAGUUUUUGAGGCUAAAAUGAGGUGCGAGGACGUGGCUGGGUAGUGUGUGAUUUUGUGUAUUUGCGGAUCUUUCACUAAUUAUGCGUUACUCCCUUGUAUUCACGACAGGUGAAAAAACAAGUGU